AUGGAGCAAACGAGGAAGCUAGUGAAAGGUGUUUUGAAGAACAGCAACAAUCCGAGAUUGGCAUGGCAUCUUUUAAAGCGCAUCCUUUCUUCUCCUUCGUCUUCGUUAUCCACUUCUACUACUACUCAUCAUCUUGUUGCUACCAUGACACGUGUCCUUGUUGGCGCUAACAUGCAGCGCGAAAUCGAUGAACUCCACGAACUCAUCGUGGCGUCGCAGGUCAACCACAUUGCCCAUUCUUGCAUCAUUUCCCUGGUUCGAGUUUUGGCACAAUCGGGUCACAUCGACAGGGCUUUCUCGCACUUCAAAUCCCUCAGAACCCAAUUCCCUGCACUUCCUCCUUCACUUUCCUCGUACCACUUGCUCCUCCACUUAACCCUCAAACAAAACCGUUCAGAUUUCGUCAAGUGGUUAUACACCGACAUGAUCGCCGCUGGUGUUAAGCCACAAACCUACACUUUCAAUCUCUUGAUUCAAUCCUUGUGUGAAUCCGGCGCUCUUGAUCAUGCUCGUGAACUGUUUGAUAGAAUGUCUGAAAAAGGGUGUCAACCCAAUGAGUUCACUUUUGGGAUUUUGGUUCGCGGGUUUUGUAGAGCCGGCCUCGUCAAUCAAGCCUUGGAGCUUGUUAACAAGGAAAAUCACAAUGCUAAUAGAGUUGUGUACAAUACUCUGGUUUCUAGCUUUUGUAGAAGGGAUCUUACUGAUGAAGCUGAGAAAUUGGUUGGGAGGAUGAGAGAGAAGGGUAUGUUGCCGGAUGUUGUUACCUUUAACUCUAGGAUAUCAGCACUUUGUAGAGCCGGGAAAGUUUUAGAGGCGUCGAGGAUUUUCAGAGAUAUGCAGGUGGAUGAAGAGUUGGGAGUUCCCAGGCCUAAUAUCAUAACUUUUAACUUGAUGCUUAAGGGAUUCUGCAAGCAAGGUAUGCUGGAGGAUGCUAGGUCUUUGGUUGAGACCAUGAAGAAAAUUGGUAAUUUUGUCACUUUGGAAAGUUAUAAUAUAUGGUUGUUUGGGUUGCUUAGAAAUGGAAAAUUAUCGGAAGCUUGGUUAGUUCUUAAUGAAAUGGUAGCCGAAGGCAUUGAACCAAAUGCUUAUUCAUAUAACAUUAUGAUGGAUGGGCUGUGCAGGAACCAUAUGCUGUCAGAUGCCAGAAGGUUGGUGGAUUUGAUGAUCAACAAUGGUGUUUACCCGGAUACUGUUACUUAUAGUAUUCUCCUCCAUGGGUACUGUAGCAAAGGGAAGGUUUUUGAAGCUAAAACUGUUCUUCAUGAAAUGAUAAGGAAUGGCUGUCACCCAAAUACUUAUACCUGCAACACAUUGCUGCAUAGCCUGUGGAAAGAGAAGAGAACACUAGAAGCAGAGGAGUUUCUGCAAAAGAUGAAUGAAAAACACUAUCAAUUAGAUACUGUGACCUGCAAUAUUGUGGUCAAUGGUCUCUGUAGAAAUGGAGAGCUGGAUAAAGCAAUUGAAAUUGUAAGUGAGAUGUGGACUGAUGGACCAACUUCCCUUGGUAAAGGAAACACAUUUGCCAGCCUAGUUAAUUCAAUCCAUAAUGUAUCAAACAGCUUGCCUGAUGUAAUCACAUAUACAACCAUAAUUAAUGGACUUUGUAAGGUUGGAAGGCUAGAGGAAGCCAAAAAAAAAUUUAUUGAGAUGAUGGCAAAAAACUUGCACCCGGAUUCUAUGACCUAUGACACGUUCAUUUGGAGUUUCUGUAAACAAGGGAAGAUAUCAUCGGCCUUCCGUGUCCUGAAGGAUAUGGAGAGAAAUGGUUGCAACAACACUCUUCGAACUUAUAAUUCAUUGAUCCUGGGCUUAGGAAGUAAAAGGCAAAUAUUUGAAAUAUACGGAUUGAUGGAUGAGAUGAGAGAAAAAGGGAUAAGUCCUGAUAUUUGCACUUAUAAUAACAUAAUUAGUUGUCUUUGUGAAGUAGGGAAAACAAAGGAUGCCACUUCUCUUUUACAUGAAAUGUUGGAUAAGGGCAUAUUUCCCAAUAUAUCUUCCUUCAAAAUAUUGAUUAAAGCCUUCAGCAAGUCUACUGAUUUUAAAGUAGCAUGUGAACUAUUUGAGGUAGCUUUGAGUAUAUGUGGCCACAAAGAAGCCUUGUACAGUUUGAUGUUCAACGAAUUACUUGCUGGAGGACAACUCUCUGAAGCAAAGGAGCUAUUUGAAGCCUCGUUAGAUCGAUUUUUCACAUUGAAGAAUUUCAUGUAUAAAGAAUUGAUUGACAGACUUUGCCAGGACGAAAGAUUAGAUGAUGCUAAUGGCCUUCUUCAUAAAUUGAUUGAUAAGGGGUAUGGCUUCAACCAUUCAUCAUUCAUGCCUGUAAUUGAUGGCCUAAGUAAAAGGGGGAACAAGCAACAAGCUGAUGAACUAGCAAAGAAGAUGAUGGAAUUGGCUUUAGAAGAUAGAGCUGCUGAUAGGACUUAUCAAAAUAGAAAGAGGAUCGUUCCUGGAAAACUACAUAAGGAUGGUGGAAGUGACUGGCAGGAUAUAAUUAACAGGGAUGGUGGCAGUGGAAUUGCAUUGAAAACUCUGAAGCAUGUGCAGAAUGGCUGGGGUCAAGGAAGUAUAUCGAGUUUGCUGCCUCAGCAGAAGGAUUUUCUUGAUUACUAAGAUGGUGGUGGUUAAUUGUUUUUUUUUUUUU
This is a messenger RNA of Gastrolobium bilobum, 2641 nucleotides long. RefSeq names its product pentatricopeptide repeat-containing protein At2g17140. Lineage: Eukaryota; Viridiplantae; Streptophyta; Magnoliopsida; Fabales; Fabaceae. The transcript is spliced from 2 exons. Gene Ontology annotation, molecular function: protein binding. The record is from RefSeq and is a predicted model, not a curated record. Bases 1 to 2610 code for a protein of 869 amino acids.